Messenger RNA from Temnothorax curvispinosus, 1435 nucleotides. RefSeq names its product early endosome antigen 1-like. The transcript is spliced from 4 exons. Gene Ontology annotation, molecular function: protein binding. The record is from RefSeq and is a predicted model, not a curated record. Lineage: Eukaryota; Metazoa; Arthropoda; Insecta; Hymenoptera; Formicidae. The coding region runs from base 111 to 1424 and encodes 437 amino acids.
UUUAUCCACGGAGUAAGAUUGGCGGGUUUGGUAUCAAUCCCAAUUUGAGCGUCCCCGAGUGUUUGUAUUCAUCUAACUGUCAUAACCGUGUCACGUACUUUUUAUUCGACAUGGAUAGUGAUUACUACUCCACCGUAUAUACAUGGUUUGAGAAGUGUGGGAUUGUAUCUGAUAUCAGGACGCACCUGCGGCAGAACCUGGUGAACGCUUUGAAGCGUAAGGACCUGAGGCUGUGCAAGAGCAGAGAGGCGAAGUCGGCGAAACAGUACGUUUACGAUAUGUUAAUAGCCGAGUAUCUGUUUGGUCACAAUUACUCCUUCACCCUGUCGAUAUUCGCUAGCGAAGUUCCGCUUUUAGUAAACUUUUGCAACAGCGCGCCCCAGCGCACCGCCGACGACGGUGACAGGGGCGGUGGUAGCGGGCACAAUAAGUUGCAAAGCGAUUAUAUAACGCACACGCUGGAAACCCUGGGCAUUGAUCCCAACAGGCCCGAGGGCCAGUACAUUAUAUCGAAUUACAUGAACAGCGAAGCACCGCUGUUGCUGUCCAUUCUGAGCUCGAUAGCCUCGCUCGUUGUCAACGCUCAAUCGUCAACCAGAAGGUCCACGUGCGACAGAGAGACGCAAGCUGACUUAGCUUUGGAAGCGAAUCUUGCAGACGCGACGAAAAUGCGGGCAAUAAGGAAGAAAAUUAUGCAACAGAAACAACUAUACGACGACGAGUUGAAGACUAAGGAAAGUAAAUUGAAGCAGCAAGCCACAGUUAUAAAAUAUCAACUGAAUUCAUUAAAUGCAAAAGUGGAAGAAGCUCAGAAUGUAAUGCAAUCUUUGACCCUGAAAGAAAAACAACUAAAAGAAAAGAAAGAGAGCAAUGCGCAGUGUAUCUUGCAGAAGGAAAUGGAGCUAUCUAUGAAACAAAAUUUCUUAACUCAAGAAGCUAACAGAUUGCAGAGAGAACGAGACAGUUACAGAAAGUUUGAGGGUGGUUUGAAGAAACUGCAACGAGAGCUCGUCAAAAUGCAGAAGGAAGUGUCGCAAGGUACGGCGGACCAGUGCGCUCAGAACAAUCUCCGGGACAUUCACGUGCAAACUGACACGGAGAACCGCACGAUAAUGGACGAAUGCAGAACUCUACAAAGGCAGAAGCUGGAGCUGACGAAUCUCGUGGAAGAGCAACGAUCGAAGAUAGAACAGAUUACGCAGCGCAGCGCCCAAUUGUCACGCCAAUUAGAGGAGGUGCGUUUAUUUCAACCGAUCGAGAUGCCGAUUUCUGUGGCUCGAAUUGUCAGCGCGAACGCGAUCGUCAGCGAGAGCAGUUCCACGGAGGAUAUUCUUCAGGAUGCCAAAAUGCGGCUAAAGCGCCUGGAGGAAGAGAGCUCCAAGGCCGAUCAGUAUUUCUGUAAUUUCGUCAGCACUUCGUCGUAGCGAAUAAGACA